Molecule: messenger RNA, 303 nt
Organism: Phytophthora megakarya
Lineage: Eukaryota; Oomycota; Peronosporomycetes; Peronosporales; Peronosporaceae
Source: the annotation of a GenBank genome assembly
AUGUUGCCCGCCACGGCGGAGAUAGCAGUGCUCACGGACGAUAUCACGACGGUUGCAGUUGCGGACGCGGUGCAUCGUGCUCAGGCCCAGUCUAGGCCGGGCAUCGACGGGGUUGGACACGAACUUUUCAAGACGUUCCUGUCGGUGCUGCUACCAGCGUUGCACACUGCUUUCCGUGUGUGUUGGAAGCACGGUAACGUGCCUGCCGUGUGGAAGGUGGGCACAGCGCAGCUCAUGUCACAGAGAGCCCAUGGAACCCGUAAGCAACGAACUGUGUUGUUGAUGUGGCCAAGUGCCUUGUGA